Cuscuta campestris is the source of this 893-nucleotide messenger RNA. NCBI's taxonomy places the organism in Eukaryota, Viridiplantae, Streptophyta, Magnoliopsida, Solanales, Convolvulaceae. The record is from the annotation of a GenBank genome assembly.
AAGAAUAUAAUAAUCACACCGGAAAAAAUGGUCCGCCCUUUUACUCUACUCCAACCCUCUCCGCUUACGGCGGCCGACUUGUAGCAAGUCAACCGCCACGGCGGCGCACUUUUCUUGAAUCCACAAAAAAAAAGAGAGAGAUUAAAUGCUUUUCGCCGUGUUUCUCGCCGUCUUCCUGCCAUGCGCCGGCAUGUCCGUAGUGUUGAUUGUGUACUGCUGCAUGCUCUGGUACGCCGCCACCUACCCCGACGACGUCGGCGGAGACUCCGCCGCCGAGGAGGCGGUGAAGGACAACCAGCCGAGCGGCCUCUCCCCGACGCAGCUCCAGAAGCUGCCGAGCGUCACGGGGAAGGAUUUGGUUCUGGGCGAAGAUUGCGCGGUUUGCUUAGACGUCAUUGGGGCCGACGAACCGGCUCGGCUCGUUCCGGGCUGCAACCACGGCUUCCACGUGGAAUGCGCAGACACCUGGCUCGCUAGGAACCCGGCCUGCCCGGUUUGCAGAAACUGGCUCGGACCGGAACUAUUUGACCCGCCCGAAGCUAAUCCAUGCUGAACUAUAUACCAACCAAUCACGUGCGGCAAAUGUGUUUCACGCUAUCAUUAUUGUGGGAACUUCGGCUGGAUCAAGAAAAUUGGGCUUGGGCCGCGGGGAAAGGCCCUUUACUGUUUUUUGGUUUAAUGGUAAGAAAAAAUAAUAUUACGAGAGUAUGUAACCUUGUAUUAUACGUAGUACUUCAUAUUUUUAGCCCCAUGAACCCAUAUUAAUUUUAAGAGGUAUCGUAAAUUCAAACUUUAUUUUUUUUACUUUGAACCCCUACGGUUGUAGAAAUUCUUACAACUCUAUCCUGUAAAUCUUACUACUAGGCGUUCUGAAAUUAAUUAGAAUAUUUUUG